AUGAAUAAUAAUAAUAGUGUUGUUUAAUUUGAAAUUGAUCAUCCAAUAUCAAGAUUAGUUAGAUUUGAACGAGUAUUUUAAAGGACCUCGAUUUGCAUAUUGAUAGCAUAUGUUUUGAUAUCAGUAAGAUUACGAAUAAUGAUUUUUAGAUCUAUUACACAAUGAAUUUCAGCUAUUCAAUUUAUUACAUGUCAAAAUUAGGAUGUUAGAAGAUACGUAUACUAUACUUACUAAAUAUAAUCAGUGACAUACUUUUUUGGGCAGCUACAGCUAUUUUAUAUUUAGCUAUUAAAUACACUUCAAUUAGACGAUUCCAAAAAUACAAUUAUACAAUUUAUGCAUUAAUAAUAAUACGAUUGGCUUAUGCUUUCAAUCUCUUAAUUAUGGAAGAAGGAUUAACAGAAGAAGAUGCAACAGAUUGUAAAUUUACAAGUCACGAAAAAAUUAAGAAAAUAUUAUUUUAUCUUGUUGAAAACUUGUUCUAUGUGAUCACAGUUGGUACUGUCCAUUACUUGAUUUCAAUUCUCACAAGUAUUCCUUUAAAAUGAAAUUAGACAUCAAGGAAUAACCCAAGGAUUUGCUUACUAACGACGUUAAAGAAUCACUCAUUAUAUGA
Messenger RNA from Paramecium pentaurelia, 616 nucleotides. Lineage: Eukaryota; Ciliophora; Oligohymenophorea; Peniculida; Parameciidae. The record is from the annotation of a GenBank genome assembly.